GGGGGGGGGGGGGGGGCAACGUACGCUAGUCUGAAAACAAGGUCUUAAUAGUUGCUGAAGAAACAAAAACAAGAGAAGCAAGGGAGAGAAAAAAAUGAGUGCUUCGAGGUUUAUAAAGUGUGUCACAGUAGGCGACGGUGCCGUUGGGAAGACUUGUAUGCUCAUCUCCUACACCAGCAACACUUUCCCUACGGAUUAUGUCCCAACUGUCUUUGACAAUUUCAGUGCAAAUGUGGUUGUGGAUGGGAACACUGUAAAUUUAGGCCUGUGGGAUACUGCUGGCCAGGAAGAUUAUAAUAGGUUAAGACCUUUGAGCUAUCGGGGGGCAGAUGUCUUCCUUCUCGCAUUCUCUCUCAUAAGCAAGGCCAGUUAUGAAAAUGUUGCAAAGAAAUGGAUUCCUGAAUUGAGGCAUUAUGCACCUGGUAUUCCAAUUGUACUUGUUGGAACAAAACUUGAUCUUCGAGAUGACAAGCAUUUCUUUAUAGACCACCCUGGUGCAGUGCCCAUAACCACAGCCCAGGGGGAGGAACUGAGAAAGCUGAUUGGCGCUCCAGUCUACAUCGAAUGUAGUUCAAAAACACAGCAGAAUGUGAAAGCUGUUUUUGAUGCGGCCAUAAAGGUGGUUCUCCAGCCACCAAAGCUGAAGAAAAAGAAGAAGAGAAGUGGGCAUAGGGCCUGCUCCAUAUUGUGAUUGGAUCAUUCCUGGAGGAUAUUGUCACCAGUUCGCAUAUAUGCCUUCAGUCUUACAGACACCACAUAUCUCACAAUUUCACACCUGGAGGAACAAGCAAUCCGCGAAGUCUCAACUGACAAGAACUAGGAGCUUUUUCUGAGCAUCAAAGUUGUCUUUGUCACUUUAUUGCCUGUGCCGAUUUGUAUAUUAAUUAUUCACACUGCUUGGUAUUUAGCUAAUGCAUCUACUAUAAAACCAAACUGUUCCUAGUGUAGACAUGUCGAUGCUCAUGUUUUUUAACCUGAUUUAGUGCAUUUUAAGAAGCCCUUUUAUACGUA
Molecule: messenger RNA, 1011 nt
Organism: Carya illinoinensis
Lineage: Eukaryota; Viridiplantae; Streptophyta; Magnoliopsida; Fagales; Juglandaceae
Product: rac-like GTP-binding protein RAC1
Exons: 7
Coding region: 95-691 (198 amino acids)
Biological process (GO): cortical cytoskeleton organization; regulation of cell shape; small GTPase-mediated signal transduction
Cellular component (GO): cell cortex; cytoplasmic vesicle; plasma membrane
Molecular function (GO): GTPase activity; GTP binding; protein kinase binding
Source: RefSeq, a predicted model, not a curated record